This is a messenger RNA of Danio aesculapii, 3015 nucleotides long. RefSeq names its product pleckstrin homology-like domain, family A, member 1 (gene phlda1). The record is from RefSeq and is a predicted model, not a curated record. Gene Ontology annotation, molecular function: phosphatidylinositol phosphate binding. The transcript has a single exon. Bases 174 to 617 code for a protein of 147 amino acids. Gene Ontology annotation, biological process: positive regulation of apoptotic process. NCBI's taxonomy places the organism in Eukaryota, Metazoa, Chordata, Actinopteri, Cypriniformes, Danionidae.
UUGAACGCGCGUGUGCAGUGGGCGGUCCGCGCGUGAAAGAAAACCCCCGCGCGCGCUCCGUCCCACUCAUCGCAGACCCGGGACAUCAGAUCAUCCGUCCGCACACACACACACACCCAGCACGCACUGCUAUCCCCCGUAGCCAGUGUGUGUUUGAUGCGCGGUCGCAGGCCAUGCUGGAGUCCGGCGUGCUGAAGGAGGGCGCGCUGGAGAAGCGCAGUGACGGACUGCUGCAGCUCUGGAAGAAGAAGCGCUGCGUGCUCACGGAGGACGGACUGAUGCUGCACCCGCACAAACACCACCAUCAGCACCAACACCAGCACCCCCAGCAGCAGCACGACACCGGCUGCAAGGUGAAGGAGCUGCACUUCGCCAACAUGAAGACGGUGGACUGUGUUGAGCGCAAGGGGAAGUAUGUGUACUUCACGGUGGUGAUGUCCGAGGGCCGCGAGAUCGACUUCAGGUGCCUGCAGGACGAGGGCUGGAACGCGGAGAUCACGCUGCGGAUGGUGCAGUACAAGAACCGGCAGGCGAUCCUGGCCGUCAAGUCGAGCCGGCAGAAGCAGCAGCAGUUGCUGGUGGUGUCCGCGCAGAAGAUGGUGCGGAGCGCGCAGUAGAAGCCGGGGAGCCUCGCUGGAGACCGGGCUGCAGCUGGAGGACGCGCCGCGGUGUCACCUUGCGCUCCGGGACGCGCACUGACGCUCUUGGAUUGAAACACAUCGCUGCUCUGUUAACAUCAUGCACUGAAUAACAUGAUCCGUUUGAUUUACUAAAAAUAAAAUUAAGGGUAAGUGUUCGCAAACAGUUGAUGUGGGCUAAAUGCGAACAAAGGAGUUAAAUCGAGCAAUGUCCAACUUAAUUCGUUUAAAUUCAGCUCAUAUGAAUUGUUUGAAGCCACUUACCUUAAAAUUGAGUAAAUCCAACGCGUAAUUGAUUUCAGUGUGCGCUCCGGGACGCGCACAGACGCUCUUCAUGCAUUGAAGCACACCGCUGCUCUAUUAACAUCAUGUAUGAGUGGAGAUUUCGGCAGAGGGAGACCGGGGCAAGCUAUCGAGGAUUUCAGGGAAAAGUCCAUUUGCAUGCGUUGUCAUGUGGCCUGGCAUUGGUUAUGCGCGAUGCACUGAAAAAAAAUCAAUGAAUUGGAUUUACUAGUGCUUUUUAAAGGUUAACUUUGUUUAAAUUCAGCCAAUAUAAAUUUGCAAUCAUUUAGUAGAUCCAGUUAAUAAUUUCUGUGUGCUUAAAAGCAUUGAAAAAUGUCUUAAUUUAGGAUUUCUCUUGUUUUUUGUAUGUUCUUAGAGAUUUUUAUAAUGAGUGUGUUCAGUAAGGUCAGAAUAGAAUGGGUUGUGGAGUAUUUUUGACUUCAUGUGGGAGAUCUCAUGUGAUAUCCUUUUAAUAACUGCAAUUUUAAAUGAGAGUUCACCCAAAACUGAAAAUUCUGUCUCAUUUAUUAAUUGUUUUUGACAAAAAAGCUAUAUAUUGACUUAUUUAGUGUUUUUUCUGCUAUGAAUGUCAGCGGUUACAAGUUCUCAACCUGUUCCUCUAAACAUCUUCAUUUUGAUUCAGCAGAAUAAAGAAACUCUGUUUAUAGCCACUUGAGGGAGAGUAAAUGAUGAGUACAUGUUCAUUUAUGGGUGAACUGUGCCUUAAAGAUGGAUAAAUUCUGCAUUUCUUUGCAUCUGUUUUGUUGCACAAUUGUUUUAUCUUUUAAAACUGUAAAUGGAGAAGGUUUACAUGAUGAUAAAGGGGUAUAGGGAAUAUUUUUACUUUGAAAAUGAGUCAUUUUGGGUCAGAGGUGUAUUUCUAUGCACUGCUGUGUUUGGGUUUUGAAGCAUAAUCUAAAAUUAAGCAAAGUCUUGUAAUAUUAUUUUAUUGUAGUUCUUGUUCAGUUAAAACGUAGUGGCAUAUAUUAAGAUAACAUGCAAGUAACAUAUUUUUCACCAAACAGCCACAUUUGGGCAACCUGUCACAUGAUAAUUCCAAUCUGCUGUCCAAAAUUACCUGAAUUUCUACGCUGUUUCUUCAAUUUAUAUAUAUCAUAUCCCCUCCCAUUGUGACAUAACAGAACAUAAUAUAUUAAGAUCACAUGCAAGUAUAUUUUCCAUAGAACAAAACAAACGCCAACUUUGGGCAACCUGUCACGUGAUAAUUUCAAUCCGUUGUCCAAAAUGAGCUCAAUUUAUAUGCUGUUUCUUGAAUUUCUGUAAUUUAUUUUGGUCAAUCUAUUGUUUUUUUUCUCUCCAUUGUGACAUAAUGUAAUAGAAUAUAUUAAAACAGCAUGCAAGUAGCAUAUUACCCCUGAAAAAGUCAACUUUGGGCAACCUGUCACGUGAUAAUUUCAAUCAGUUGUCCAAAAUGAGCUCAAUUUAUAUGCUGUUUCUUUAAUUUAUAUUAUUUAUUAUGGUUAAUCUAUCAUAUCCCCCCCCCCCCCAUUGUGACAUAACAGAACAUAAUAUAUUAAGAUCACAUGCAAGUAGAUUUUCCACAAAACAAAACAAACGCCAUCUUUGGGCAACCUGUCACGUGAUAAUUUCAAUCCGUUGUCCAAAAUGAGCUCAAUUUAUAUGCUGUUUCUUCAAUUUAUGUAAUUUAUUUUGGUCAAUCUAUUGUUUUUUUUUCUCCAUUGUGACAAUGUAACAGAAUAUAUUAAAACAACAUGCAAGUAGCAUAUUACCCCUGAAAAAGUCAACUUUGGGCAACCUGUCAUGUGAUAGUUUCAAUCAGUUGUCCAAAAUGAGCUCAAUUUAUAUGCUGUUUCUUCAAUUUAUAUGAUUUAUUUUGGUCAAUCUAUUGUUUUUUUUCUCUCCAUUGUGACAUAAUGUAACAUAGAAUAUAUUAAAACAGUAUGCAAGUAGCAUAUUUCCCCCGAAAAAGUCAAAUUUGGGCUAUGUCAUGUGAUAAUUUUAAUGUACUGCCCAAAAUGACCUGAAUAUCUAUGCUGUUUGUUCAAUUUAUAUGAUUUAUUUUGGUUAAGCUAUCGUUGUUUUCUCCAUUGUGACAUAAUGUAACAAUAUAUUA